Messenger RNA from Culex quinquefasciatus (southern house mosquito), 4630 nucleotides. RefSeq lists its product as uncharacterized. The record is from RefSeq and is a predicted model, not a curated record. Gene Ontology annotation, cellular component: membrane. The coding region runs from base 113 to 4564 and encodes 1483 amino acids. The transcript is spliced from 2 exons. Gene Ontology annotation, molecular function: ATP binding; ABC-type protein transporter activity. Gene Ontology annotation, biological process: protein targeting; protein import. NCBI's taxonomy places the organism in Eukaryota, Metazoa, Arthropoda, Insecta, Diptera, Culicidae.
UCUCAUUUCUUGUUUUACCAGUGGCUAGCAAGGAUGUAUGGUGUGAUAGUUUUGAAUUGUUGAGAAUAACUUAUCGACAGUGCUUGAGGAAUUUUCCAAAAAAAUACUCAAGAUGACCACAGUUAAUCCUUUAAACAAUGGAACUGAUACACUCUGCCUCGGCAGUGAUACAAAUCAAGAUGAAGAGACAAAUUCAACUUCAAAAUUAAACUCGUGGAUCAUACCGGUGAAAAAGUGUGAUAAAAACGGCGAAGCGCACAGUUCCAAGCCUGCCAUAAAAUGUGAUUCAUCAAUCGAACCUCGCCUGGCCCAGAUCGGAGCGUUGUACAACCCUAAUCGCACGCAGUACAUCAAGAAAAAGGCUUCAUCCGAAAAGAAAAUCGACCAGCUCAACUAUUCCGCGCGAUUUACCUUUGUCAAACUGGAAAUAAAGCUGCACAGUGAGGGCAGCAUCAUGACAACGGAAAAUAACUUUAUAGCUGCAGUGAAAUUUGAACACCCCGAGCAGCUUGACGAUUGUGGCAAUUUUGCGCAAGCGAAGGAAGUGCUGAUUGAGCAGUUACGAAUCACGUGCAUCUAUCGCGAUGGUUUGCGGGAGGCGCGGGACAGUCUACGGAAGAGGUUGAUUCCAGCCAUCGAAAGUGCCAUUGAAAAAUCUGCUUUCAAUGAUAAACAUGCCAACAAUUACAUACAACUGGUGCGGAUAGCGAGCAUGCUGAACAAUAGUGGCCGGAUGAGCUAUCGAAAUCUGUGCAGGGAAAUUAGUACCAACAACAUUGUGACCGAAGAGUUAAAGUCUUUUUCAAAGGAGCUAUUUCAACUAGAGGAGACAGUACUGAAAAGAGAUAAAUGGUUCGCAGCAUUUAAAAUUCAAGGAGAAGACCAAAAAUUAGGCUUAAAUGAUGAGCUGGAGAAACUACUGCAGCAGACAUAUGUUUUUUUCACAAAUACUUUGAUAGAUGGUUCUCCAGAGUCUUUACAAACUGUUUUACGGUCAAUGUGUAAAGAGCGCAUGAUGUUGGUUAGCAGUGAAGAUAUUAAACUUUUCAAAGACAUUGCUUCCUUUUUAAAUAAGGAAAUAUUUCAAAAACCAUUGGACGAUUUAAUUACUUGUUGGAAUCAUUUGAUGGAAGGUAUAAAGAUUGAAGAAACCCGAGAGGUAGUUUGUUUUACGAAACCUAUAUUUUUCUUUCUUUGCAAAAGUUUGGAAGAAGUUAUAAUUAGUAUUGCUAAUAAGGCUGGUAUUGAGUUCCACAAACUUAUCACUAGUGACGAAAACGGAUGGUAUCCACUAAGAUCUAUAAAAUGGAAAGAUGAACAGCCGUUAAAUCGGUGUCUAGAAUUUGAGUAUUAUUUUAUCUUCAAAUUGAUCAAGCAUUUCAAACUAACGCAUCAUAACAACAGUCCAUUCAAUUACAGUGUGGCGUUACUGAAUAGAUCAAAAACAACAAAUUAUCGAGGCAUUCUGGAAAGUGCGAAAAAAAUGAUAACUUUCAGCAAGCCCAAAAAUCAUCUCGCAGUUUCAAACGAAAUUUUCAUCUGGUACUGCAUGCUGGACGACGUCCUAUCGAAUGUGCUGCCCUAUGCCGCGAUCAAACACGGUGGAGAGCUGGAUCUGUUUGGGGACAUUUUGCAGAACUACACCAAGUUAGUUCGCGAAGCAGGCCAUGCUCAGCUGGAGACGGUGCGCGUGAUCAGCCAUUCUCUAGGUCGCUUCAUCGUCCAAGCAAUCCAGCUACUGAAGCAGGACUGCAACGCAACCGUUGAGAAACGCGUACUCCAUGGCCAACUGGAUGUCGUCGGUCGGGUUGGGUUUGAAUCGUCCAAUUACUUUCGGGAUUUGAUCGACGUUUUCAGUGGUUAUUGGAGGUGUAGGAAUGAGAUUAUUACUGAGCUGCCGGGGAAAAUUGAUUUGCCCGAAAUGAAAAUAAUUUGUGACAAACUGUUGGAAAUCGUUUUGGUUGCCCUUGGAAAGGGUGUUGGUGCUGGUGAAAUAGUAAAUUUUUGCCGCACAUAUAACGACUUAAUCAUUGAUUUGGGUGAAGUUCGGUUCGAUUGGUUUGUUAAAUUUGCGAUCACUGAAACUGAAUGUCUUGAUACCUCUAUUUUGCAAGUGGUUGAAAACAAAUGGAGUGACUCUGACAACGCAACAUACCGCGUAAUCAAACUGGACGAUUUUCUUGAUGCUCAUGAUCCACCUCCAAAGCACUACACUAUUGACGUAAUUAACACAUUGCUAUCCAACAUUCUAAUUCAGUUGGGUAAAAAUGAAUGGAGUCCAAACAACAUUAUUUCUGCAAAGGAUCAAAUUUUAACAUCUAGUAGUCUGAUCUCUGCUAUCAGAAGCUCACUCAUUUAUCUCGCUGAACAGCCGAAUUAUGUUUCCUUUGAUCGGUUUUACGAAGAAAGAGUUAAUCCAUUUGUUAGCGUGGUGGGAAACAGCUCCAGUAAUAGCGAUUUUACAACUCGAAUCAGUUUAAUAAAAGAAUCGUUUUGGUACAUUCGAAAACAAAAUGAGAUGAGUAUUGAUCAUGCGUUGGAACUAUUCGAAAAACUUAAUGAAAAUGUUGAUAGUGAUCUAUUACGAAAAGCUUACAAUUUAUAUUGCGAACACUUUGAUAAAACCAUGGAAGGUUCGAUGGGAAAAGAGCAUGUAGAUAGAGUGCUUUUUGUUGCAAAACAAGUGAAAGAAUCUGUAAAGCAAAUUCACUUUAAGCUUUGGAAUUCACAGUUUAAGCAACUUUCUCUACCAAUUAUUUUGGCAAAAGUAGCUGCCGUUUGGACUAUCCAAGUGUCUGAAGAUGUUUCCAGUACAGUGGGAUACUUUAAACCGCACUGUAUUCAAGUACUCUGUGUAUUGAGAAUGUUAAGCGCUGAUACGGUUGAAGAGGGUGUGGGAAAACAUUUUGCGCAAAUUUUGACUGGACAAGGCAAAUCACUUGUUUUAGCACUAACAGCAGCGAUUUUAGCACUAACUGGACAUUCCGUGGAUAUUGUUUGCUACAAUAUAUAUUUAGUUGUGAGAGAUCUGCUGGAUUUUGGGGCUUUUUUUAGAGUUUUAGAAAUCGAAGAUAAUAUUGAAUACAACACAUUUCAGGGCAUGGCAAAUAAAUUAAUUACUUUAAGAACAAAUGACAAUACUGGCAAACGUGUCGAUAUAAGAGAAUUGAUAGAAAAUCAAUUGUUAAAUAAAGUUCAACCUUCCCUCGCAGUAGCUGAUGCCACCAGAGAAAAAUCAAUUUUGUUGAUAGAUGAAGCAGAUGUGUUUUUUACAAAAGAUUUUUACGGUAAAUGCUAUUUUCCCGCUGUUCGACCAACGGUCCCAGAAUUAUACUUGAUACAGGAACAAGCUUGGAAAAUAGUUAAUGAAUGUAUGUAUGAACAUGAAUUGGAUCACUGCAAAGAAAGAAUGCUUGCUUCAGACGCAGUCAAGAAUCUCAAAGAAUUUCACACAUUUAUCAGAGAAUCUCCAUAUAAACUAUUGAAAAAAAUUAAUGGUGGUUACCAACGGAUGUUAUAUUCAAAUCGAAAACUAUUUGAUGAACAUUUGCAAGAAAUGAUAAAUUGUGCUUGGAAAAUCAAACAACAUUCAGAAUCAUUUAAAUCCACAUUCAGACUGAGUGAAAAAGAAACCAUUCAUAUCAUGGAUGGUACUGGUGAGUUUUCAAACAGAACAAGUCAUGGUUAUUAUAAUAUCUUCUAUUACUUUCAACUAAAGCGAACUGAUUUUGUCCCUAAAAUAGAUGACGAAGACAAUUAUGGCUAUUUUGUAAUCAACUGUGGAGCCAUUUCUUAUGCUCUUUUGCCUCUAAACUAUCCUUUGAUAUUAGGAGUGACUGGCACAUUGAACGAUCUUAAUACUCACGAAAGAGAUGCCAUUGAAAAUCUGUACAAAAUAAAACAGCAAUCUUUUAUGCCGUCUUAUUUUGGUUGUUCAAACUUGCGUUUUGAUGAAGAAGAGGAUUUUCAUUAUAAUAUCGCUGUAGAGUCAUGGAUGAACGAAAUCUACCGACAUACUUAUACUGAAAUAGCAGAAAAUCGUGCCGUUAUUAUCUUCUUUGAAACCGAUGAAAAGUUAGAAAACUUCCACAAAGAAUAUUCUUCCAAAUUUGAUCGCAUAAAUAUCCUAACUAACAACACAAAAUCAACCGAGCGUGUUAAAUUUAUUAACGAAGCAGGCGUUGCCAAAACGGUCACACUGGCCACUCGUCAAAUGGGACGUGGAGUGGACUUUAAAUCCAGCGUGGUCGUAGAGAAAAAUGGCGGCGUACACGUGAUUCAAACUUUUUUCUCGCCGGAUGUAAAAGAGGAGAUUCAAAUUAAAGGGCGCACUGCUAGAAAAGAUAACAAGGGAAGUUACGAAUUGAUUGUGUCCGGAAAGGAUCUGCCGGAAAUGGAGCCUGAAACAGAAAUUGAUUCAGGCUAUUCGUAUAAAAUCCUCGACAAAGAUAGAAGAAUAAAGUCGUUGAAAACAAAUGAAAAAUUGGCUGCCGACAUUAAACAAGCACAGAAUAAUCAUGAGCUGACAAUGGAAUACUUGCAAUCAUUUUGUGAGAAAAAGUAAUUUUUAAACAGUGACAUGUUAUACUAAAAGUAAAUGUAUCAAAUGAAAAAGAAUAAUAAAAUUAAA